This is a messenger RNA of Fusarium subglutinans, 480 nucleotides long. RefSeq names its product hard-surface inducible. The record is from RefSeq and is a predicted model, not a curated record. The transcript has a single exon. Bases 1 to 480 code for a protein of 159 amino acids. NCBI's taxonomy places the organism in Eukaryota, Fungi, Ascomycota, Sordariomycetes, Hypocreales, Nectriaceae.
AUGUUUGUCUACGAAGGCAGACUCAAUUGGGGUAGUUCAGCCCGCGAUGAGACAGCUGCCAUUAUUUUACCCUCCAGCCCGAUGCGUGCCGGAGACCCUGUCUUCAUCCUGUCCCAAUGGUCCCGUGAUUCCGGAGGGAACAAGAAGGCUCCCCUAUCCCAGAAAAUAACUAUUGACAAGGUCGCCAAGACUGUCAACGGUAAUGACACCUUUACAGUCAAGCCAGGCUACUACAGAUGGAACAUGACCUCUCGUGACAACUACGACAAGCUUGACUUUGUCCUAUCUACAGACACCACUACAUCCACGAGCCGUAUGGAGUUUAAGCGCGUCUGGAAGCCCGCAAACCCACAAUCAAAAGAGGCCGGCAAGAUCUGGGUCAGCAAGCUCAACUGGCCCGUCAUGGCUGAUAAUGAGUUUUGUUUGUUCAUUGCUCCUGAAGGAUUUGGCGAAGGAAAGCCUUUCCUCUCAAUGUGGUAG